UGUCAAGAUGUUUUUUAAUAAAUAAUUGAUUUACCUGUACAAAAAUAAUGAAAUGACAGAGAGCUUACUGUGAAAUCUUAUUAUAUAUACGCUACCGUUCAAAAGUUUGGGGUCACUUAGAAAACGUAGAAAAUGUUUUUGAGAGAAAAUCAAAACAUUUUGUCCAAUUAAAUAGCAUCAAAUUGAUCCAAAAUACAGUGUAGACAUUGUUCAUGUUGUAAAUGACUAUUGUAGCUGGAAACGGCAGAUUUUUUAUGGAAUAUCUACAUAGGCUUAUACAGAGGGCCAUUAUCGGCAACCAUCACUCCUGUGUUCCAACGGCACGUUGGACAUGACAGGACUAUGUAUAUUCCUCAUUUAAUUUGUCAAGUUGUCUCAAUUGUGAUGCCAAGUCUUUAUAAGUCAGUUUCUUGUUCCUGAUAUAAGUCUGAUAGCUUUAUCUAGGCACAGUACACUAGGUAUCCACGUAUUGUGUCAGGGUUUGAUUGCAUUGUGUGUGAGGUGAGCUGGCAGCCAGGCUGAAAGAGGAGGACACACCUCAGUGUACACACUGUAGGAUAUCUCACACAAACAAUCUUAUCUCUGUGAAAUGUCAACGGUGCAUUGAGCAUAACUGCAAGCUUUUUACUUUCAACGUCUUUUAUAUUUAACUCAGUUUGUGUCAUGCUGAUUUAGCUUUUUUGUGACCCUCAGAAACAACAUUGCAGACGACCAUGUAAAACCCUCAAAUGUUACUUUGAAAAAGCAGCACCGCACUGUCAACAGGGCUCCCGAGGGCCCCCCGAGUGGCGGAGUGGUCUAAGACAUUUUAGUGCAGUCCCUGGUUCGAACUCAGUGCUUAUUAUUGAAAAAGUCUAAAUCUGACUUUUGGCAUAUAAUGUUAAUGAUAUGUUAGAGAAAGGCCAUACUGAAUGAAUCAGAACAUGAAGCAUCCUAUUUGUCUUGGUAAAAUGCAUUUUAUAACAUAAGGAAGUGAAAUUUAAUCUACUGAUGAAAUGACUGAGCUGAUCCACAGAAGUAUCACACACACACACAUGUGACGCUCCCACAUUGGAUCAACUGUGAAUCCUGUCCCUCAGUUCUUUAAAGCAGACAUUUCUAUCUGCACAAUGUGUUGAAUGUUAAUGGUCGGAUGACGGAAGGUACAUAAAACUGGCAGGGUGUAUGUACACAGUGAAUUAUUUGAUUCCUUCCUGGAAAGGUACAGUAUAUUCCAGCGUAUUCCAGCGUUUUCCAUCCUGUUUUCCCUGCGAGUUACAGGAUGAGGCAGAUAGAUAAAUGGAACCCUGCUUUCCCCCCUCUUCUCUGUCAUAAGUGUUGAGCUGUAGCUUAACUCGACACCUGUUUAUAACCAGGUUAUUCCAGUGGUUACUAAAGUUUCAGCAUUUGUGACCCAUCUAAAGCCCACCAAUGAGUCCCAAGUCCAGGCCCACCAGUAGGGAAACACAUGUAGAAAUGAUUGUAGAAAUAAUUUGGAAGCUUGUUGCGUCCAGUAUGACUUAUGAUAUUUUGUGACUAUUGUUGUGACUAUUCAUGUUAGCCUGUUCUCCCUUACUUCUCUCAGGGACCAUGUUUCCAUGUGUGGAUUUCUCUGUCGAUUGGCAGAGUUGAGUUACCUACACCUACACUCACCAGGCAUGACUGGAACCCUUUAUCUUCACUGACCCUUCUCUACUACCUCCAUAGGACAGAGAGAAAUAGACGGAUCUAGACAUACAACUCUCCCACUAUCUCUGUCUGCCAGAAGUGCAAUGUGAGUACAGACAACACUAUACAUGGGGAAGCCAUCCAGUCAGCUAUCUUGCCUGUUAUCCACUAUCUUGAGGAAAGAGACAUUGGGACCUCUGGACAGCAGCAUGGGACACAAACACCAGCCUCCUUUCACUCUGCCCCACGUACACAUUUACAUACGCAGGUCACUCAAGGACUACCCCCUGUAAGCCUAGACCCUUAGAUUACAUGGAUAGAGAAGAGCAUUCUGUCCUGUCCACACAGUCACUAUAAACUCCUGUAUCACAGUUGUCUCAGAAACUGUGUGGGAGAGAGACAGAAAGUAGGGGAUAGACCAGAGAGCGAGAUAGAUAGAUAUAGAGGUAUAGACAGAGGAAGCAUCUUUGAGUCAUGCAGGGCCGUAUGUGUCAGCUGUUGCUGGUGAAUGCUUUGACCUGUGGUCUGGAGGUGUGUAUGGCUGCAGGGACCUUCUACAUCCCCCCUCUACUGCUGCAGGCCGGCAUGGAGGAACGCUACAUGACCAUGGUGCUGGGAGUGGGUCCAGUUCUGGGUUUGAUCUUCGUGCCCAUGAUCGGUUUGUAUAGUGACUCGUGGCGUGGACGUUUCGGUCGGCGGCGGCCAUUCAUCUGGCUCCUUUGUGUGGGGAUUCUGCUGGGCCUGCAGGUGAUGCCCCAGGCCUCUCACCUAGCUGCCUUGCUCUACCCACAGCACCCCCGCUGGCUGGAGAGGGUCCUGCUGGCGGGGUCAGCCUGUCUGCUGGAGUUCUCUGGGCAGGCCUGUUUCACUCCACUGGAAGCUCUGAUCUCAGACCAGUUCCCAGGAGAGGAGGAGAGCAGAAGGGCCUUCUCUGUCUACUCACUGAUGAUCAGCCUGGGAGGAUGCCUGGGGUACCUGCUGCCAGCCCUGGACUGGAGCCAUGCCCCGACAGCAGCCUACCUGGGCGGCCAGGAGGCCUUCAUCUAUGCCCUGCUCACCCUCAUCUUCCUCACCUGCCUCCUCAGCACAGUCUUCAUCUCAGAGGAAAGAUACACCAGAGGGGGAGAGACAACUAGGAAGGAUCUUAGUGUUAGCUCCGCCCUGAGCCGAUACUGUGCACACUCCUUGCUGCCGCGGCCUCAGUGUGUGCGGCUGGCGGUGGGGCGGAGUGUGUCGCUGUGUGUGUCGGCGCUGCCACGCAUGUACAGUGUGUGUAUGCACGUGCCGGCAGUCAUACGCAGGCUGUUUGUAGCCGAACUGUUCAGCUGGAUGGCUCUGAUGAGCUUCAUGCUGUUCUACACAGACUUUAUGGGAGUGGGGCUGUACCGGGGAGUACCCAACGCUACACCUGGAACACAGGAGAGACUACGAUACGAUGAAGGUGUGCGCAUGGCGAGUGUGGGUCUAUUCCUGCAGUGCCUGACCUCAGUGGUCUGCUCCAUCCUGAUGGAGCGUUGGAUAGUGUUGCUAGGCACCCGGGCUGUGUAUUUUAGCAGUGUGGUCCUGCUAGCGUUAGCUACAGCUGUGAUGAGUUUCUCAAAGAGUGUAGUGAUGAUCACUGUCAUGGCCGCAGCUACUGGAUAUACCUUCUGUGUGCUGCAGGUCCUGCCCUACACCCUGCUGUGUCUGUACCACUCUGACAGACAGGUCUUCUUCUCCAGUUCCAAAUCCAGACCUUCUCACCCAGGAGAUAGUGAUGACCACAUCCACUCCAAGCCCCUUGUUCCCCCUGACUCCGUCCACAUCCAUGGCAACAGGUAUCCAGAGGGGGUCAAUCUCCCCGGGGCUCCCCUUCUCCUGGAGAGAGAAGGAGAGCCCAUACCCCUGCCCUCUCCCCUGGAGAGAGAAGGAGAGCCCAUAUCCCUGCCUCAGAGAGGGAUGUGUCUAGACAUGGCUAUCCUAGACAGUGCCUACCUGCUUUCACAGGUGCUGCCUGCUCUGUGUCUGGGCUCCAUAGUGCAGCAGUCUCACAGUGUCAGUGCCUAUAUGGCCUCAGCCUGCUCCCUCAGCAUCAUGGCCAUGCUCUGCUCCACCUGUGUCGUCUUCACACGCAGUGACCUCCACAAGCUCACAGGGUCAAAGGACAGCGCUCCAACACUGACGGGGCUAAAGAGUUAACCCAUUGAGGAUGUAUCUGUGUUGUGGAAUUGCAGAUUUCUAUUGGAUUUUGUCUGUCCGUUAUCAUCGAAUGGAAUCCUGUAGAAUCCGGUAUGGAAUCCUGUAGAUUGCAAAAUAUGCCAUCUAACUCCUCAAAUGCAUCAGGGGUUAAAGAACCAAGGGUGGAUGAUUGCAGUCCUGAUAUCAGCACCUCAGACUGCCUGAAAGGACAGGUACUUCUUGUUUAGUGUGCUGGCACAACCAAGAGAGUAGGUCAAUCCUUGGAAACACUGUAAUGGACAGUAAAAUAGUUUUCCUUCCUAGAUUGGUCACCAUAUAUGCUGGUCACAGAUGCUUCAAGAUAUCAGGGGGAAUACUGAGACAGGCUACUGUUCCUCUGACACAAUAAAGGAGGAUAAAGUGAUACUGCUUAUUGCCAUGUCUGAAAUGUAUUAUGUUUGCUAUUGGUUACUGCAAUCUAACAUGUUUCAAAGUACACUUUGUUCACUGCUAUAACUAAAAUGUUGCAUGAUUGCUAUCUAAGGCCAUGAAAGUAUUCUGAAGUCUGUUGUGCAUUUGUGUACAGUAAGUUUACUAGAUGUAUAUAUGGAUGGAUGUAUGUAUGAGGGAAAGUUGGGGUAUGGCUCCGACUCUGCUAUUUGCAUUGGGGUUGAGGGGUAAGGAGGAGAGGUGAUGUGUUUUUGUGUGUGUUUUCCCCCCCAUGUUUCCAUGGUAAUGAUAAAUCCUGGUGUGUGUGUGUGUUUGG
Molecule: messenger RNA, 4570 nt
Organism: Oncorhynchus kisutch (coho salmon)
Lineage: Eukaryota; Metazoa; Chordata; Actinopteri; Salmoniformes; Salmonidae
Product: solute carrier family 45 member 3-like
Exons: 7
Coding region: 2122-3825 (567 amino acids)
Biological process (GO): transmembrane transport
Cellular component (GO): membrane
Molecular function (GO): sucrose:proton symporter activity
Source: RefSeq, a predicted model, not a curated record